UCACCCUCCAGAUGUUGUAUAAAUUAAAAACAUCAAAAAUGUUUGAGAAAGCAAAGCCAGGAGACGGCAAACAGACGGCAGAGAUUGUGGAAGAAGAUCCUUUCGCCAUCCAGAUGAUGUCGUGGUGUCCAGAAAGUAGAGUGUUCUGCGUAGCUGGUGUUUCGGCUUAUGUCAUAAUCUAUCGAUUCAGCAAGCACGAAGCUGUGACCGAAAUAGCGGUAAGUGUUUGGAUUCACACAAGUGAAUAUUAUUCAUAUUAAUUGUGUGCUAUUAUUGUGUGAAUAUUACUGUGUGACUUAGUAAGGAGCACAGCACGUCGCAGAUUAAAUCGCCUUCCGUAUAGACACUCUGGUAGAUAUUACACAUUUGUUAUGGUAUAGUGGCAGCAUAUUUUCACAGGUAAUCAACCUUUUGUAAAAUUAGAUAUUUAGCAGUGUUCAAGUACCCUAUGUCAGGUCCCCUGCCUCGGCGCCACUAGCUGCGGCCUUGCUUACUUCUUCACCGCGAGCAGCGCUAUUUGGUCCCUGUUCGUGGCGUGCGGCUUUCCCCGCCGUUGUGCUCUAUACUGACAGUGUUUCUGACACUGCACGCUCCAGAGCAGAAUCCUUAUAUGUGUGCCGGACCCGGUCAUGUGACCCGGCACACAGUGAUGACCUCAGAGACUACAAGGGAGGGAAGAAACACCUCCCACAUGUUGUGGUUAACACUAAUUGGAGGUUAGCCAAUCAGACACACCCUGUGUGUAUAAAAGCAAACCCCCUCUUGCCUCAGUGCCCUGUUGUGGUCUUUGUUUAGCCCAAUGGCGCGUUAUACUCUCUUUGAUUAAUUGGUUACCGAAUUUUGGCUUGUCUUACGUUUAGAAAUACACAAAAGUAAAAGACAGAUAAGGGUUGCGCCACAUGCAAUAAAAUGAAAUAAAAUAUAAUAAAGUGAAUAAAAAUAAUACUGUGAGUCUUAUUCCAGAUGUGCAAAUUGUCACAUAUGCGAUAGUCUCUUAUUCAGGAGGUAGGUUCAACUGCGGGUCUUGUAGUCGUGGGUCUCCGUAUGUGGAUGAGAAGAAACACAAAAAAGACCUAAUAGUGCAGUAAGCCAGGGCUAAAUAGGCCUGUUAUUAAAUAAUAGUUGACAACAGAUCACAUGUUCAUAUGGAGCUUUCCCGAGGGAAAAAUUAGUACUGUGUGGAAAUAUGUGGUAGCUGAAAAAUUCAAAAGGUACUAUAAUAACGAAGAGAAACAUGACAUAAAAUAUACUUUAGGAAUUAAAGAGACACUGUAGCCACCAGAACAACUACAGCUUAAUGUACAGUAUACAGCUUAAUGUUGUCUGUACUUUUUGCAGUAAGCACUGUUUUUUUUCGGAGAAAAGGCAGUGUUUACAUUACAGUCUAGUGAUAACUCCACUGGCCACUCAUCAGAAGGCUGCUAGAGUUGCUUCCUUGGGCAGUUUAGAAUCUCUGGGCAUGUUUAGUAUCUCUACAGUCAAUAACUCAGAUCUGCAUGGAGUCGCUGAACUUUCUCUAUGAAGAGAUUCUGAUAGGCCAGGGUGGUGUUUGGCCCCACCCCGCCUCCUACCUCCUUGGGUGAGAUCAUCAGAAUUGAUGAUCUCAACCAAUCCAAUGGCUUCCUAUGGGAGCAUUGUGACUGGCAUAGAUCAUCACUUCUGAUGAUGUCAGCCAGGAAAGAAGAUCAGGGGCAGAGUCAGUAUUGGCACAAUGGAAUAAGGGUACGCUUUUACUAUAUUUAGGGUGUCAGGGGGGGCUAGAUAGUAUUUUUAAUACUAUAGGCUCAGGAAUGCAUGUUUCUGUUCCUGACAAUAUAACAUUCCUUUAAGAUAAAGAACUGAGCUAAUAAAACAGAUAUCAUAGACUGAACACAGCCAGAAAACAGCCACAUCAUUCAAUACAAUGAUCAUGUUUCUUGUUUCCUGUAAGUCUUUAGAAGUUCGCCUGCAGUAUGAGGUUGAAGAUAUGAUCACCCCGGACCCAGACUCGAUCCCACCAUUUCCUGAUUCUUUGUCGCAGCCUCUCACCUCGAAGAGCAGGAACCUUUCUGGCAGUGCCAACAUCGUGACAUGUGAGGGGCCCCUGAAAGACAGCAUACCAUGUUCAAAGUAA
Messenger RNA from Pelobates cultripes (western spadefoot toad), 2113 nucleotides. The record is from the annotation of a GenBank genome assembly. Lineage: Eukaryota; Metazoa; Chordata; Amphibia; Anura; Pelobatidae.